Molecule: messenger RNA, 1188 nt
Organism: Salvia miltiorrhiza (redroot sage)
Lineage: Eukaryota; Viridiplantae; Streptophyta; Magnoliopsida; Lamiales; Lamiaceae
Exons: 4
Coding region: 1-1188 (395 amino acids)
Molecular function (GO): nucleic acid binding
Source: RefSeq, a predicted model, not a curated record
AUGGAAAACCAGCUAGAGGCAAGAUCAAUGCUGCAGUUCAAAAGUGGAGUUGUUGCCGACGAACGAUUAGUCGUAUUUGGGCAGCUGCAAAUAAACAAAGAGCAAGUGGUGAGUAAAAGCACAGUGGGUAGGUGGAUUAAAUUGGGACUGAUCAGACCUCAUUCUAGUGCAAUAAAACCUGAUCUUACUGCUCCAAACAAGUUGCUUAGGCUACGGUUUUCCUUAGAAGCUCUAGAAUAUGACAGGAUUCUUAGGAGUUUAACUUUCAAAAGCAUGCACAACACAAUUCACAUUGAUGAGAAAUGGUUCUACAUCACAAAAAGUAAUCAGCGGUUCUAUUUGACUCCUGAUGAGAUAGACCCUCAUAGGACAUGCAAGAACAAGAAGUUCAUCACCAAGGUGAUGUUCAUGUGUGAUGUAUGUAGGCCAGUGUUUGGGGCUAAUGGUGAAUGCUUGUUUCAUGGAAAAAUUGGAAUUUUUCCAUUCACUGAACUUGUUCCAGCCAAAAGAAACAGUAAGAACAGGGCAGCAGGUACUAUGGAGUGGAAACCAAUUCAAAGCAUCACCAAACAAGUAGUGAAAGAUUGCCUAAUAUACCAGUGGCUACUUAAGAUGUAUGGCAGUGGGUACUUAAGAAUAAAUGCAGUGGCACAAGAUAAUGCUAGGCCUCACAUUCAAGACUCAGACCCAGAUUUCAGGGCAGUAGCUUCAGCUAAUGGCUUUGAUAUUCACUUGGUGCAUCAACCACCAAACUCCCCAGAUACAAACAUCAAUGAUCUGGGGUGGUUCAGGGCAAUACAAAGCCUCCAAACUGAAUCAAUGUCUACAAAUGUUGAUGGUCUAGUGAAUGCAGUCAUCAAGUCAUUCAAUGAGUUAAGUCCUAGCAUUUUGAAUAAGGUGUUUAUAAGUUUGCAAAGCUGUAUGGUUGAAAUUUUGAAGGUUAAGGGGAGGAAUAGCUACAAGAUCCCUCAUCUAGGGAAGGAUGCUUUAAUUAGACAGGAUAUGCUUCCCUUGAAUUUACAAGUUCCAAGUGAACUUGUUAGGGAGUGUUUAUCCUACUUAAUUGAGAAUGGAGCAUUGUCAUAUGGUGAUGCACUAAUGAAUGAGUUGGGAGUGCAAGCAGGAUGCACAAAUGAGGUUGAGAUGAUGGUUCAUCAACUUCAAAUUCAAGGAACAGAAGUUAUGUGA